GGUCACGUGACAGUCGGGGAGCGUUGAUCCGGAAGGUGGGGGGAGCCGAUGUUCCUGGGACUAUUCCAGCUUGCCUGCAUUCCUCCUCUGGCUGUAGCCUACCCGAGAGAGACAGAGAAGGCAGAGAGGGGGAGAAAUCACAAAUGAUUAUUCAAAGGCGUAUUGGAUUUAUGUUUACCAUCGACGCGGCUCGCUCUGGACACAACAACGGGGCUAGGCCUUGAAAAUGGCCACAUCUUCGUGAUUGGAUUUGCAAAUACUGGAGAGGCGACUUUGGAAAUGGUGGAUUUUAUUUUCUUGAUGUUUCUAUACAAACCUUAAAACAAAACGAGCGUUGGAAAUAACCUCCAGAUCCCCUUUCGAGGCGAUUUCGCUUUUUUUCACGAGGAUCGCAAGAUGGCUGAUGACAGCUACAUUUAACAAGGACAGAAUAUAGCGACGGCCCCUUUAAGAUUAAUAGAAGGGUAUAUUUUUGUAGGCCUAUUUGUUCACAAAUUAUGUAUACUGAUUGUAUGUGAUAGUAACAGCCUUCUGCUUGUUACAAAUAGUGCAUAAUGGUGUAUUAAGAAAUUUAUACACGUGCCAGAAAAAUGGUGAAGGGAUGUCUGACAGAUGUAUAAGAUUUAAUCAAGUGGAGAUAUGUUGUUGGCUAAAGCUCUUCUGACAACUGACCAAAUUCGUCUAGGAGAGACCAAAGAUAGGAGGCCGGAACAUAUCUUUGGUUCGAGAGACCUUCGAUAGAUCUGUCGGUGGAACCCAAAGGCUCGCAACAGCAGCCAACAUUCCAGCGGAUUCUAAAAACCCUUUGUUUUGUGCGCAUGAACUGGAGUCGCCUAUUAUACGAUUAACUAUGCAGUACAUAGCUUUUAAAUGAGGCCUUGUCUAUGAUAUUUUUUUCGUAAGCCUAAAAUCUGGUCAUAAGCGACAAAAAACACUAAAGUGAGAGAAGUCGGGGCCCUGUGUACAGAUAUGUGAGCGUUGUCUGUGCCACAUAGCUGACGUUUUAAGCUUCAUGGAACAAAUAAGCAGUUAGUAUGUCGCUAUUGUGUGGAUCAAAGUGCGUCGCAACGUGAGGCAAUGUUUAUUGAAGGGCUAAGGAUACUUGUCACAUGAUUCUAAUCUCCAAAUCCGAAUAUUAUCUUUUUAUUUCAGCGGUUGUCCACUAGCUGGUUAGUGUGUUUUAAUGUACGGUUAAUGCUCCCAAAAUAGACCGUCUAAAAUUGGGGAAGCGGACGAAAGCGCUGUGAGCUUGGAAUGCAACGUUUAUUUGAACAGCCGUUUCGUCAACCCUGAGGAAACUAUUGAUUCAAAGAUAAACCGUGAGCUGGUUCUAAAUACGUGGGCCUACCAAGGGUGUGGAGAAGGGGCACUUUAGAAAACGCGAUAUAUUUUUCAUUUUAGGGUGGAUUUUUCGUUCUGAUUCGGUCUGCCACCGGUCAAACCGAGGUUGAAGUUAGACUGUCAACCGAAUGUAUGUCAUUAACAACUAGCAGAGAUUCGUUAACCUGUAAACUAAUAAGUAAGCCGGUCGCUGAGCCAUACAUUGUGAUGUUUAAACCUGGUUGCUUGGUGUUUGUUGCCAGAUACGCCAACAAGGUGAUUAUUCAUGCGUGGAAGCUGACCGUAACUGUGUGAUAAAGAGAGAAGUGGAGCAGCCUUUUACUGUCAUUUGCGUAACGUCAGGCCUAAAGUGUGUUGUAAUAACAACGAUGUUGUCGUCAUAGUUGCUCGAGGCCUCUGCUCCUGUUCUGGAAUUUGCCUACCUGUUCGAGCUUGGAAUUAAGCAAUAUACGUUUUCAGUCAGGGAGAAAGACAGUUUCUUGUCCACAAACGACAACUUUUUUUAAUAUACCUAUAUCUUUUACAAAAGGUCCCGUAUUACAGUAUUUUUGUGUGUGAAAGUAGAUCACUUUGUUUAUAUCCAAGAGGGCUUGCCUCCAGGUAGAGACAAGACAAAACAAAAACCUGCCACAGAUUUGCAUGCCUGCCUCCAACAUGGCGUCUGACUCGGCUGAAACCUGGAGGAAUUGUUUUGAGGAGGAGCUUAUCUGCCCCAUCUGCCUCCACGUGUUCUCCGACCCCAUCCAGCUGCCCUGCAAGCACAACUUCUGCCGGGGCUGCAUCAGCGAGGCCUGGGCCAAAGACUCCACCCUGGCCCGCUGCCCCGAGUGCAACCACGCCUACACCCAGAAACCCACGCUGGAGAAGAACCACAAGCUGUCCAACAUCGUGGAGAAGUACAACGCCCUGAGCGUGGAGAAACCCGCCCCGCCCGCGCUGCAGUGCAUCCUGUGUCGCCGCGGGCCUCCCCUGCCGGCCGUGAAGGUGUGCCUGCGCUGCAACGCCCCCUGCUGCCAGUCCCACGUCCAGACGCACCUGCAGCAGCCCUGCUCGGCGCUGGGCCACCUGCUGGUGGAGGCGGAGGCGGUGAAGGCGUGGACGUGUCCGCAACACGACGAGUACCGGCUGUACCACUGCGACGCGGAGCAGACUGCCGUGUGCCAGUACUGCUGCUUCGCACGCUGUCAUCCCAGCCACGGCCACGCCGUCACCGACGUGGAGCUGCGCCGCAACGACAUCAGGCAAACCCUCCUGAGGCAGCAGGAGUGUGUGGAGGAGAGGGUGCAAGACAUUGAAGAGCAGCUCUGCAAGCUGGACUCAGACAAGUGUGUGGUGGAGGACCGUGUGUGUGAGCUGAAGGAGGAGGUGCGUCUGCAGUACCAGCGCAUGCAACAGUUGCUGGAGGAGGACCUGGGCCGGACCCUGGAGGUGCUGGACCGCGCCCAGGCCCGCUUCUGCCAGGACAACGCUGCCCAGGUGCUGCUGCUGGGGGAGCAGAGGCACGAGGCCCAGAAGCUGCUCCGCUCCGUCCAGACCGCAUUCAGCAAGGCCGAAGACCUCAGCUUCAUGAAGAACACCAAGCCUGUCAGGAUCCUCACCGACAGGUCCCAGGCAUGUGUGGGCAGUGCGCUGCCACCAUACAGGGUGGGCAGUCUGAACUCCAAGCUGUUCCUGGCAGAACUCUCCAAGAGGGAGAAGGGCCUGAGGAGAACCCUGGAAGCUCCCCUCACCCCUCCCUCCUCCUUCCUCCAGUCCGUCUCUGCGUAUCCCAGCGGCCUCGGCUCCGGCUCGGGGGCGGAGAAACGGAAACACUCGUCGGCGUUCCCGGACGGAAGCGGAAACGCCGGGAAGAACGCCACCUCCGGCUUCAAGGACUCCUCCCCCUCUUCGUCCUCACUGGCCAAACAGCCAUACCUGGGUUCUAACUCCACCCCCGGAGAGGGCCAAUCCACCAAUCAGCAGCCCUUGGGCCCUUGUGGCCCCUCCCACAUGAGCGAAGGCAGCGGGACAGGAAGUGGCAGCGGGUCUCUAACCAAUCACCAUUCAGGGUCUGUGUUCAGCUCCUCCCACUUCCCUCCCGGCAGCGGUAGCUCCUCCCAGCAGGCCGUCCUGCCCCAAUAUGGCGGCCGCAAGAUCCUGGUGUGUACCAUGGAUAACUGCUACUGCUCUGGGGUGCCCUCCGUGUCGGGCCACCGCGGCCACCCUCCCUACCCACGCACAGGCUCCUUCCCCUGGGUCAGCACCCAGGACUACCCCCCUCCCCCGGGCCUGGCCUCUGGAGGGUCGUCCAUGCAGGGCCUGGCUGUGAGGGACUGGAUCGACGCCUCACAGACACACAGACACGCAGACUUCUAUGGCCUGUAUGGACAACCCUCGGCCAAGCACUACGUCACCAGUUAACACACACACACCUAGACACACGUAGAAACACGCCCUCACCUAGACACACACACACACGUAGACACACACACGUAGAUAAACACCUUCAUCUAGAGACACACAAGAUACUCAUGCAGACACAGUAACAGUCAGCAUAUAAAUACAUACCCUUACAUGAUCUGUGGACAGUCGUAAUGUCUAGUUAACACACACAGCUACACGCACACACUCGGGGGCAGGGUUGAUCUAUAUACGAUUUUCUUUCUUUUCUACAGUCUACGAUUCAUGUAGUGUAUUAUACAUGUGUUUGACAACAGCACCUGCUCACUCUGAGGCACUUCAGCUCAACACAGCAUCUUACACUAUUAGGAGGGGACACCUGCUUUCAUCUGGGGAGAGAGAGAGAGAGAGAUCACCUCAGAUUGAAAUUGGGGAGAUACGGUCACGGGCUUUCUAAAAGCUGAGGUCACUGUUCUCCCUCUGAAGUGUCUCUGUCCAGUGGCAGUGAGGUCGGAUGCCUUAUUAGGAUUCUUCUUAUCAUCAUCCUCAUGUUUUCCUCUUCCUGUCUGACAAGGUUGUGUAGAAACGACAGUUAUUUCUGUUUCAUGUCGCUGCACUUUUGCCUCCUCCUCUGGGCCGAGGUCCGGGUCGUCUGUCCAACUCACAACGCUCUUCCAAGCUUCCCCCACACCGAACACCCACAAUGCACCUGUGGACGGUUGGAAACUGGUUGUAGAAAUCGCCUGAAGGCAAAUAUCCAAAAUGGCCGAGCCCCCCCCCCCCCCCCCAAC
Molecule: messenger RNA, 4511 nt
Organism: Osmerus eperlanus (European smelt)
Lineage: Eukaryota; Metazoa; Chordata; Actinopteri; Osmeriformes; Osmeridae
Gene: trim8b
Product: tripartite motif containing 8b
Exons: 5
Coding region: 1981-3741 (586 amino acids)
Source: RefSeq, a predicted model, not a curated record